This is a messenger RNA of Aureobasidium pullulans EXF-150, 589 nucleotides long. RefSeq lists its product as uncharacterized. The transcript is spliced from 2 exons. The coding region runs from base 1 to 327 and encodes 108 amino acids. The record is from RefSeq and is a predicted model, not a curated record. NCBI's taxonomy places the organism in Eukaryota, Fungi, Ascomycota, Dothideomycetes, Dothideales, Saccotheciaceae.
AUGGCACAAUCCAAGAACAACAAGACCGGAGAAUCAACAGCCAGUCUUGAGCCUGAGAACUCCUCGCAACAGGACAACGACGCCUCCACGGAGAUGCCCAUUCAUAACAUCACUCUUGAACAACUUCAUACACUCCAGAAUCAGGUCUCAGCCCUUUUCUCCAUCCACCAAGAGUUGCAAGAGACCAUGGAUCUCAUCACAGAGGCAGUCAAUCAGAUCAUUGAUGAUCCUGAGCGAGUUGCAAUGUCCUUUGAAGAAACUCUGGUACUCAUCAAAGAUGUGAUCGACCGUAGUGAUGAAUACUCCGAGCACAUCAAAGAUCUCUGAAAGAGAUUGUCAGACCAUUGCGCCAUGUAGCCUCACUUGAUAUGGCUUUGGCCCAAGGACUUGGACACGUUCUGAGCAACGAAGUACUCCUGGAGGAGCUUCGCUUGAUUUGUCGUGAUUAUUGAAUGAGCUUGAAGAAGGAAGAGAGAUCCAAAGGGCUUUUGGGUUGGAUGAAAUACAACAUUAUUUGAUGCAGCUCAUUUGAGGGAAAUUCGUUGUGCCAUACUAAUCUGGAUGGUAUCUUGGAGGGAAUAUGGUGAGG